Podospora pseudocomata is the source of this 2873-nucleotide messenger RNA. RefSeq lists its product as uncharacterized. Gene Ontology annotation, biological process: intracellular iron ion homeostasis; iron ion transport; copper ion import. The transcript has 2 exons. Lineage: Eukaryota; Fungi; Ascomycota; Sordariomycetes; Sordariales; Podosporaceae. Gene Ontology annotation, molecular function: ferric-chelate reductase activity. Gene Ontology annotation, cellular component: plasma membrane. Bases 797 to 2593 code for a protein of 598 amino acids. The record is from RefSeq and is a predicted model, not a curated record.
GUGAAAAUACCAUCUUGUACCAGCCCCGGGACGCGUCAGUACGGACCGGUGCAAGAUGCCCAAUUAGGAAAUAGGAGGGGUCGCUGCCCCCUGGCAGGCUUCCCGCGCCCCCCCAUGUCGACAAGCCGUUCAAUUUUCAUCGUCUCUCCCUUCAUCUGUCUCCCAGUCCCCCGGUUUCUUGGAUUCUUGGCUAGAUCUGCCAUCAUCCUUCGUCCUUGGACGACUUCCUUCUUUUUCGCCUUGCACCACCCAGCCUGCAUUGAUUUUGCAUUUCAUUCUUUCCACCCCCUUUGAUUGCUAUCAACACUCUCCCUUGACUGGCCGAGAGCUUUCUCUUCUGUCGUUGCGACCUUGAGGCACGCAUUGUGUGGUUUAAACAUACAAUUUCAUUCUUUUUUUGUCCACAUCUGGUUGGCAUUCGACAUAGAAAGCGAGAUAUCGAGGUACUGGGAAAAGACGACAGACAGACAAUCAGCAAUCACAGUCGCGCAGCUCAACGUUCCUUGAUCAUCAUCCCAUUGAGCACCACCUCAAUCCACUCAACAAUAGGUAUUCAAACCUUCCAGCAGGACUUGGACAGGAAAUCUGGAUACCACAGCAUUCGUUCUUUUCUCUCGGCAAAACAAUCGGUGGCCCGUACAGCUUCGACAGCAUUCAGCGACAUCAGAUGAACCUUUGACAUAGGUUGCGAUUCAACUUACCAAACACCACCUACUAGGAUAGAGUGGAGCACGAUUCAGUUCUUAUUGGAGACAGGAAUAUCAAAAUAACUCGACAGAAUUUGGGAGGAUUCAACAUGUCGGUAUCGGUUCCGGGAAAUGCCACAGCUGGCGCGCAGGCAGGUGGAGGGGGCCAUGGAGCAGCAGCGGGGGGAGCUACCAGCAGCGUGGAUCAUGCUGUCGUGAACAAGAUGCUUUCUCACUACUUGUUGAUUGUUCUGGGUGCAGUCUCGGGAGCCCUGCUCAUCUGGCGAGUUACCACAGUCUUGGUCCGAUAUGUCAGGACGGUAACCUGCCUUCACAACGACCAACAGCGAUACUUCGCCAAGCCAUCCCACAACUACUCAUGGUUCCAGAAGAACAUCCUCUACGCACCCAUCUUCAGCAAGAGGCACAACCGCGAGUUCCAGAUCAGCUCGGCCCUCAAUGUCGGCACUCUUCCGUCCCGUCUUCAGCUUUUUUUUCUCUUGGCCUACCUUGGCACCAACGUUGCCUUUUGCGUCAUGACCAUCGACUUCUCCGGCCCUCUUGGUCAAGUUGCGGCACUCAUUAGAAACAGGACCGGAUACCUCGCUGUUGUCAACAUGGUCCCUCUGUUCCUCAUGGCUGGCCGCAACAACCCUCUCAUCAAUCUUCUCGGCAUCUCUUUCGACACCUUCAAUCUUCUUCACCGCUGGUUUGGGCGUAUUGUCAUGCUGGAGUCUGUUGCCCACACAGUGGCCUGGUUGGUUGGCAAUGCUUCCAAGAACGGCUGGAGCGCUGCUUUCAACACUGCCAUCACCGUCAAGUUUCUGAUGUGGGGAUUCAUUUCGACUUGUGCCAUGAUUGCCCUUUGCAUUCAGGCAUCCAGCAUUUUCAGACACGCCUACUAUGAGACCUUCAAGAUUGCCCAUAUCGCCCUCGCAAUCUUGGCGGUUCUUGGUCUCUGGUACCACCUCGACCUCAAGAAGCUCCCACAGCUCAAGUAUCUCUACGCCGUUUGUGCCCUGUGGAUCUUUGACCGUGCUGCCCGUUUCCUUCGUGUCGGAUAUCGCAACAUCGGAGCCGGUGGGACCAAGACUCUCGUUGAGGCUCUCCCUGGCGGUGCCUGCCGCGUGACUGUCAGCAUGGCCCGCCCUUGGGAUUUCCGGCCCGGACAGCACGCCUACCUUUACAUGCCAUCUAUCGGUUUCUGGCAAUCUCACCCUUUCACCGUAGCCUGGAGCGACGAAGUUGAGCAGCUCGACGGUGAAAAGGGUCUCCCGAUGGACCGCCACGAUGUCUUGUAUCAGAAGAAGACGUCUGUUUCUUUCAUUAUCCGUGGCCGCACCGGCUUCACUGGUGCGCUCUACAGCCGCGCGGCCGCCAACCCCGACGGAAAGCUUGUUACCCGUUGUCUUGUCGAGGGUCCCUAUCGCGGCUCUCACCAACUUCACUCGUACGGAACAGUCAUGCUCUUUGCCGGUGGUGUUGGUGUGACCCAGGCCGUUCCCCACGUCCGCGAUCUCGUCGCUGGUUAUAGCAACGGGACAGUUGCUGCUCGCAAGGUCAUCAUGGUCUGGGUGAUCCAGACUCCUGAGCACCUCGAAUGGAUUCGCCCCUGGAUGACCGAGAUUCUGGCCAUGGAGAAGCGCCGCGAGGUUCUCAAGAUCAUGUUGUUCGUCAGCAGGCCUCGCUCGACCAAGGAAAUUCACAGCCCCAGCUCAACAGUACAGAUGUUCCCCGGCCGGCCCAACAUCGACACACUGCUGGGUAUGGAGAUGGAGAACCAGAUCGGCACCAUGGCUGUGACUGUGUGCGGGCCAGGCGCGCUGAGCGAUGAGGUCAGGCGGGCAGUGAGAAAUAAGCAGUAUAACGGAGCCGUGGACUUUGUGGAGGAGGCCUUUUCGUGGUAGUCACACGAUAGGAGAUGAAAGGGGAGUGAGAGGAGGUAGGGGGCAUUGCAUAUUUAUUUUCAUUCUAUUGUACAUAUUUUUUCUUUGUUUUUCUGGAGUUGGGAUGAUUCGAUUUUGGCGCUCACCCGAGGUAUCGCGCAGCGAUUCAGGAGAGGAAGUAAAAGGCUUAGACAAGCCUGAUGAUGAUGAGAAGAUAGAUACCAAGAAUAUUUUGGAUCUCAUACAACAACAUUCAUAUUGUAAAUAUUUGAUCAUCUAUAUUUCCAUUCCACGGUUGCAU